This is a messenger RNA of Nematostella vectensis (starlet sea anemone), 399 nucleotides long. RefSeq lists its product as uncharacterized. Lineage: Eukaryota; Metazoa; Cnidaria; Anthozoa; Actiniaria; Edwardsiidae. The coding region runs from base 62 to 388 and encodes 108 amino acids. The record is from RefSeq and is a predicted model, not a curated record. The transcript has 3 exons.
AGCUUGAGAGUGCAGGAUUGACGAAAUCGUCCGUAUUUCAGCUAGAAAUAUCAAGGAGUACAUGAUGCUUCCCAAGUUCGUUUUCCUGAUGCUUGCAAUGGUUGUGGUCACCUGUCAAGCCAGUUUGAUAGACAGACCAGGAGAAUAUGGAACAUUGAAACAAGACUUUCCCCAAGUCCACGACAAAGUCCAGUAUGAUGACACAUGGUAUGACUGCUACGAGUUGACCCACAACCUCCCUCCUGGACCCCACUGUAGCUGUGCCUUCCUGGCAUGUACUGGUAUCGCCAACUGCUGGGGACUUCAGUCUGCUCACUGCUUCGUAUUCAACCCUUUCUACGACUACAAGAGCAUGUCCGAGGAGGACUGUAUUUGCCAUUAUCAUUGAGGCUCCGCUAU